AUGGUUUCUUGGUGCAUUCGUAGUGAAAUGGAUGAAAUCGACGUUGAUCAAAGUUAUGUUGGACAUCUGAUAAUGUUUUCAAUAAGAAUGCACCAUGGAGGUGAGUUUACAAGCUUUCCUGGAAGGAAGUAUAUUCGUGGGAAGCAAACAUUUGUUAAUUUACUGGACACUGAUACCUUUUUCGUUCAUGACAUUGAUGAGAUGAUGGAAUACCUAGGGUGUGCUUCAGUAGAGCAUGAAGAAACUACUUUUCACACCUAUUUAAUGUCCCCAACCCACAGUAAAGUUCGUAUAACAGAGAUUACUGAACCUCCAUCUUGUUCAAAGAGACUGUUCCUGGAGUGGCAUGGCGCACCUGCUGUUGACUUGGAGGAUGGCAUGGAUCACAUGGAGAAAGAAUUGGGUAAUGAUCCUACACGCACUGGUCAUAUGGAGAAGGAUUUGGGUAAUGAUGCUACUCUCACUGAUCAUAUGGAUAAUGAUUUGGAGAGUGAGAAUGAUGAAAGUGAUGAUAGUGAUUUUUUUGUGGACAUUGACAAUAUAUUGGAUGAUAUUAAUGUGGAUAUGCAAGACUUUGAAAUGAAUAUCGACAAAGAUGUGGAAUGGGUUGGAGGGUCGUCUAACACUGUGGUUGAUGAAGGCACACAUGAUGAAGCUUUAGAGGAGAUUAACACUGACUUUUUAGCAUCUGAUUCAUCAUCAAAUGAGGGGAUUAAUGGUCAAAUAAAGAAGUCAAUAAGAGCAAUUCAAAGGGCACAUGAGAAUGAUGAAGCACUUAUUAGUGAACCCUUCUAUAUUUUUCAAUAA
Molecule: messenger RNA, 807 nt
Organism: Lactuca saligna
Lineage: Eukaryota; Viridiplantae; Streptophyta; Magnoliopsida; Asterales; Asteraceae
Source: the annotation of a GenBank genome assembly